CUCGUUUUAUGCAGGCUGUUUAUUUAUCAUCGCUGCCACAGGCCCCCUCUCCAGAUUAGCAGCUGUUUGAUUCCAAACGACUCUGGCGUGCAUAGCCUUCUGUUUCCCCCUUUCCAGGCCCAGAUGCAUCCCGCUCUGGCCUUCAACCCCUCGCCUCCAGCCCACCAGACGACACGAUGAAUCGCCUGCCCCCCGAGAUUGUUGACGCCAUCCUGCUGCAAUGCGUUGAAGCUGGCCCGAAGAAUUCCGUCCUCGACCUUCGUCUCGUGUGUCGAACCUUUGACCGGAUCCUCAAGCCCUACGGAUGCCGCACCCUUGAGCUUGAGUUCUCGCGCCUUAGCAAGACCAGGCGCACCACCAGCCGUGGCCGACCUCGGACCGAUGCCUUGCAGACGGUUGGAUAUCACUGCAAGAGCCUCUACAUCGACUUGAUGGUUCUUCGCGAUGAAAUGGAAGUCGACUUUCUAAGCGCAGUCUUUGCCCGUGUUCCCUUGAUGCUGGACUUUUGCCAAUCCCUUCAAAACCUCUACUGCAUGGGCGAGAUGUCAUUUACCGAGCACGAAUACUACGAGACAGUGGAGGCUCUACUCUUCAACUGUCGUAGUGUUGAGCGGCUGCGGCUGAGCCUGCCCUUUCAACUCGUCGGCCGAUACUGCAACGCCGCCACCAUCAUCCUCGCCAACACCUUCAAGGCGCUGGCAUCGCGUCCGGAAGAAGACUCGGCCUCUAUGAAGGUUUUGGUAUUGGAAAAUGUCACCGACAUUGCCAUAUGUCACCUCUGGAUGAAUCCCCUCGAUGUGAUGAAUAUCAUGCGCACUGUGGUCGUCCUGGAGCACCUGGUGAUUGCCCUCCGUCGGCACGAAACGGACCCGCCGCGUGUGAGCAUGUUUGGGUCGUGCUUUUGGAAUAUUAUCGAGCACGCACAGCAACUGGCAACCUUGUGCAUAGUAGGCAUGGAGCAUGACGAUAGACCGCCCCGAGGAUUGAAGCAGACGAGGUCCUACCAGAUGCCCAUAGAUGAGUGGAGAGCACGCGUGUUGCCGCCUCCUCGCAUCAUGCUUGAUAACCUGACAUGUCUGGAGCUGAAGCGAGUGGAAAUCUCCCCAAAUGUGUUCCAACGGCUUGCCGAGACAUGCGGAGCCCUCAUGGAGGAGCUAUAUCUCAACGAAGUGUACCUGAAGACGGAGCAAUCGCGCGACUGGAACGAGAAUUCUAAAAAAGUUCUGUGGGUUGGCAUGGCUAACCAGCGGCCUCAAGAGGAUGACAGCUGGAUGGCCAUGAUGGUGCGCUGCACUAUGCCCAACUUGCGUAUCUGCCGAGCGUCGUUCCUCGCCUACGACCUCUAUAUUAGGGAUGACGUUAAUACCACACCAGAAUUCGACCUCUUCGACCCCUGUGGCCUUGCCCGCAGCCUUUCCCAGCGCUUUGUUGAAGUCGUUAUGGGCAUCCGCCAGCCUCCCACGCCAGAUGGCGAGCUCGUUGAGUACCUGCCUCAAGACUCUCGGGAAGAUUAUCUCCUUCACCGGCUCACAGAUCGACCGCGCGUUGUGCGAGUGACGGACUAUGAUACCAACGCGUAUCAGAUUGCCGUUGAAAACACCACGUCAGGGUGGCAGAAGAGCAUCGACGGCGUUUUUACCAACUGCAAUCCUAACACCCUUGAGGAGCUGAAUUUUAUUGCUGAGAAGGCGCGUCAAGGCAUGGGUGAGAUUCAUGGGGGUCACAACCACAGAACUGCCGGGAACGGCCGGGCGAAUGAAACUACGCAUAAUCAUUCGGCCACCCAGGCAGAUCACCCAACUGAGGACCGGCCCUCUAAUGAUCAGAGUUCUCUACAAUAGGCUACAUCUGCUUCUGCAUAUUAUCGGCGUUAGGGGGGGAAAUGGGAUGGAUAACAUGGAUCUUUUCAAGCUUUCUACAAUUACGAAGAGGGAUAUGCAUUUGUUUGAUACAUUGGAUUCGUUUGCAGUGUUGACUGCUCGGUAAUACUAUACUCAUCGUUCGUUCUGACACCAUUGCCAUAUCAAGUCUGCAUACAUACAACGAAAUUACAGACGCUGUAAACUAGACAUGGGCCCAACCCUCAGCUAGACAGCAAAUUAUAGG
Molecule: messenger RNA, 2106 nt
Organism: Trichoderma virens Gv29-8
Lineage: Eukaryota; Fungi; Ascomycota; Sordariomycetes; Hypocreales; Hypocreaceae
Exons: 2
Coding region: 177-1841 (554 amino acids)
Source: RefSeq, a predicted model, not a curated record